Messenger RNA from Patella vulgata (common limpet), 3272 nucleotides. Its product is annotated as probable methyltransferase-like protein 25. The record is from RefSeq and is a predicted model, not a curated record. Bases 499 to 3240 code for a protein of 913 amino acids. The transcript has a single exon. Lineage: Eukaryota; Metazoa; Mollusca; Gastropoda; Patellidae.
UUUAGUUUGCCACAAUAUGGCAACGAAGAGAUCGAGAACUUAAAAUAUUAGACCAAACAGAGCUCCCAUAAAAACUGGCUACAAUUCAAUUGAAGACAAAUUAUCGCCAGAUACGUACGUUAUUACACAGCAGAGUUCGUACGUAAAAUAGUUUAUUGUUCAUGGCAGUUACACAACCAAACAUUCAACAUAGAAAUUGCAGCUCUUAUUAAUAAGUCGGCAAUCUUCGGCAGACCAGUAUGGAAGGUGAACCGUAUGUAAUUUGUUUGGACAUACGUCCUACGUAAAAAUAUUUUUUCGAAACAUACCAAGAAAGCCUUGCGAUAAAAUCGACAUUUAAAUUAUCAAGUCUUAUGUGUGUAAUAGUCAUUCUGACAUUGAAUAACAAUUCACCCAUCUUCGGCAUAUUGAAAUUGAACGGUGAGGCAAGUGUAGUUCUCUUUCGAAAUAAAGUCUUAUCAAAGUGUCAAACAAAAUAUUUUUUCUAAAUAUUCUAAAAUGUCUUGCGAAAAAAUCAGCAUAGAAAUUAUCAAGACGUAUUUGUGUAAUUUUCAUUCUUUUAUAAAACAAUACCAAGUUCUAAUAAAUGCUCAUGCAAUUAAUUUUUUAACUCACGAACAUUGGAAUUUGAUACCAGAUGAAAUGCAGAAGGAAUUAUUGUCAUUAACUGACGAAGAACUCAAACUGCUCCCAGAGGUGACAGAAUUUUUAGAGAGCAGGGAAAGAGUUGUUGAAAAUAAUAUAACCAAGAAUGACUAUUUAGAAAAACUAUCCUGUUGUUUAGAACAUGAGGAUGUUUCGUCCACCGAAAGAGAUUCAACUGAAGUCCCAUGUAAAUGUUCAGACACUCAGAUUCCAGUCGAUAAAAGUCUCACUGAAUUCUUACAAUCCAUACAAGGCCACAGAUUAGAAGCAUUAAAUGUAGUGACAUCUUUAGACGAGCUUGAACACAAGUUAAAUAUUUUCCCAAUUAAUCGAAACACGAACACUGAUGGGAAUGAAUCCAUGAAUAGUGCGGGGAGAUUGAGUGCUGGAAAUGAAUUCAUGAAUAGUGCGGGGAGAUUGAGUACUGGAAAUGAAUUUAUGAACAAAAAGAAAUCACACGAGAUUGAGAUUAUGUCCAGCAUAUGUUCAGGACUUCAUGAUAAAUAUAAAACCGAUUUGGUUGUUGAUAUUGGAAGCGGUAAGGGUUAUUUGGGAACUCACUUGGCUUCAUAUCACAAUAUUUUAGUUGUGGGAAUUGAUUCCUCUUCUGGAAAUACAAGUGGUGCCAAGAAAAGGUCAAAACUCAUGCAAAAACACCAGAAGAUUUUCUCAAAAACGUCAUUUCAGGGCGAGUUUCAAGUAGUUCAACAGAAGCAGUCUUCAGAUCAGGGUAAAUUGGGAACUCGAGAAGGUAGGCAACAUAGGGUAUCUGAAGUUGAGGGCCAGGACAGAGAGUCUCCUGUUCAAAAGGAGUCUCAAAUUGGCAAUGUGUCGUCAGUUCAGGGGGAAUCUGAAGUCACCAGACAACAGAACAGGUUCCCAGAUCAACAAAAUGAUUUGUCAGAGACUGGAGAUAAUGAACUAAUCCAAAAGGAACCUCCAGUGACAAGCCUAAGAGAUUCUCCACUGCUGAAGAUGGAGUCAUCAGUACUUAUAUCGACAGAAGAUGCAGAACCAGACCAGAGAGAAGAUCCAGCAUCAACUGGUGGUGAUUUAAUGGAACCAGGUCAGAGAGAACCUCCAGUAGAUUUACACAUUUCAAUAGAAGGUGUGUCAACUGAUGAUGUUUCAUCUCAACCAGACCAGAGAGAACCUCUAGUACAUUUAAAGUCAACUGAUCGCGUUUCAACUCAACCAGACCAGAGAGAACCUCCAGUAGAUUUACAGUCAACAGAUGGUGUUUUAUCUCAACCAAACCAGAGAGAACCUCCAGUAGAUUUACAGUCAACAGAUGGUGUUUUAUCUCAACCAAACCAGAGAGAACCUCCAGUAGAUUUACAGUCAACAGAUGGUGUUUUAUCUCAACCAAACCAGAGAGAACCUCCAGUAGAUUUACAGUCAACAGAUGGUGUUUCAACUAAAAUAUAUAACUUGGACCAAUCUGGGGAUAUUGAGAAAUUUUCUAUGUUAAAUAUAGAUGAAGGGGCUGUGGGCAAAACAAAUGUCAAUUUUAGCUCAUUGACUAAGAAUAAAAAACCUGGUAAAGGCAAACAUAAAGAUUCUGGAAAAAGAGUUUUGAAUUAUUUCCCACAAACAUUUUACAUCGAUAAAUCUACUGAAUUAUGGGAUGUGAUUCGUACAUCGUUACCUGAAAAUAUAUCAGAUGCAACUGGUCUCCAUGUUGAUGACAAACUUUCGCACAAAGUCCCCAACAUUCUUUUAACUGGAUUGCAUACAUGUGGAGAUCUAGCAUCCAAUAUUGUUAAGAUUUUUUUGAAAGAAAAGUCAGUUCGUGUCUUAUGUUAUGUAGGAUGUUGUUAUCAUUUAAUGAAGGAACAAUUUCUUGAAUUUUCGGAUCUCCAUCAACGGAAUCAAGACUCUUCCGAAUAUUCGGAUUUCCAUCAAAGGAACCAAGACUCUUCUGAAACUUCUGAUCUGAAUCAACGGAACCAAAAUGUUUCCUUAGCUUCAGAUUCACAUCAACAGAACCAAUACUCUUCUGAAUCUUCUAAUCUUCAUCAACGGAAUCAAAAAUCUUCCAAAUCUUCUGUAUCCCAUGAAAGUAACCAAGACUCUUCCGAAUUCGGUUUCCCACUUAGUGAUACCCUUAUUAAAAACAAAUGUUUUCUUGGUAGAACUGCUUUAAAUUUGGCCGUCCAAUCUCCAUGUAGAAUCAAGAAACAGGAUUCUGAACUACAAGGAAGAACUUUCUUUAAAAGAGCUUUAUUACAAAAAAUAGUCUGUGAUUUGUUUGGGGAAGACACCAAAGUUGGGGGGUUGAGAAAUGUUGAUAAAAAUUGUGCAACAUUUAGUGAUUAUGUAAGGAAAGCAUUCGUCAAACUCGGAUUUCCAACCAAAAAUUUAAGUGAAGAACUUUUAUCAAAUUAUUUUGACAAGUAUAACAAAGAGGAGAAAAAAUUGGCAGCAUUUUUUCAACUGCGAGCUGCCUUGGCUCCAUGCAUAGAAACUCUAAUUUUACUGGAUCGAUUUGCCUUUCUGUUGGAACAGGACAUGUUAGAAAAUGUUUUUUUAGUGCGUUUAUUUGAUGCGGAAGUGUCACCGAGGUGUUACGGAUUUGUAGCUAUAAAGAAAUAAAAACAAAAUGGAGAAAAUGUUCCAAUAGUCCA